AUGGCUCACUACAAUGAUCCAUCCUGUGACGACCUCGCCUGGCAUUCCGCCGAGGAGUCCCUUCCAAGCUUGCCAAAUGAACAAGAUCGACCCGACGAUUUCUUGGAUUAUGUCGACUACACCACGGAGUGGCCAGUCAAACCACGCGUCGACCCAGUCAAAGUCGAGGCCCGACGCAAACUCACCAAAAUUCAGGACAACCUGAAGCAAAUUCGCACUCGUCGUAAUGAAGUUGUCCAGAAAAUGACGUCGAGACGGAUCCCUUCGCCCCGCUCCGGCCUUAUCAAGCGACUGAGGGUGUUCGAAAUCUCCGUGAUACUCAAAACCGUCAUCAACUCCCUCGCCAGCUCAAAUUUCGACCUCGGCAUGAAGGAAGCGGAGAAGGCUCUGGAGGUUGCUCAAAGGCUGGAGGACAAAGUGACUCUCGCGCGCUGUUACUACUGGAUGGGUCGAAUCGAGUUCAAGCGAGAGAAUAUUGCUGCAGCCCAUGCAUAUUUCAAAAAUGCAUUGCCCUGUGUUGAGAACGAUGAAUGCGCAGAAGGUAACUUUGUGGAAUUUUGGUUCAACAUUUCCAGGUCCGGAAUUGGCGGACAAUAUCGAAAACGCGCUGUUAGCGACCACAAUCGCUACGUGGUCGAGAAAUUCGGCAAGCCAAAACCUCCACUGGGUUCCAGCUCGACAAUAUCAGAGAAACGAAAGUAUCAAGAACAAGGCGAAAUCACCCUUAGGGCAGGAACUGCCCGAGACUCGGGCAGACGGCAAGCACAGACGGACCAGAGACACAAACAAAAUCGAUUGGUACCAUGGAGGAUCCCUGACAUCGACAAUGAAACGAGCGACGCUUCAAUACACUGCCAGCGGAAAUUCUCUGGUCCGGCCGAGACAGAAUGGCCUCCGACUCAAUUCCACCCUCCUCUUCCAUGGAAAUCAUUCACCUUCCAAUGCUAUCCCAGGGGGCUGUCACCCCGUACACGUCCCACGAAGAUAUUUCGCCCGCAUCCUUGGGAAAUUAUUUACACAGCGAAGAGUUGGGAAAUCCUUCAUCAGCGUGCCACUGGCAAGUUAAUCACUAUGACCUGGCUGGCCAAUGAAAGGAAAUUGAAUGGGGAGAUAAUAUACAAAAGGCUCAGGGAAGCUCGAAGGCGAUGUAUGGAAUCAACUGGUCCCGAGAGUACAUAG
Messenger RNA from Penicillium cinerascens, 1179 nucleotides. RefSeq lists its product as uncharacterized. Gene Ontology annotation, molecular function: protein binding. The record is from RefSeq and is a predicted model, not a curated record. NCBI's taxonomy places the organism in Eukaryota, Fungi, Ascomycota, Eurotiomycetes, Eurotiales, Aspergillaceae. The coding region runs from base 1 to 1179 and encodes 392 amino acids. The transcript has a single exon.